Molecule: messenger RNA, 661 nt
Organism: Caenorhabditis angaria
Lineage: Eukaryota; Metazoa; Nematoda; Chromadorea; Rhabditida; Rhabditidae
Source: the annotation of a GenBank genome assembly
AUGUUUUUGUCGAUUUUUCUAGUCGGAUUCACGUUGGCCUGUAUUCCAACUGAUAAUUCGGGUGAGAAUUGUUUCGCCACGUCAUAACUAUCUUUGGUUUUCCACAUAGCGUAAUCUAUCUUUUUAUAUUAAAUUUUCAGUCCCUAUUCUACCUGAAGAAACCACAACAACCACGACUACAACAACACCUACACCAGAACCAGUUCUAUCUUGCCCCGAAGGUUGGACAAAAUUCGAUCGUACUCCAACACCAUGGUGUAUGCGGGUGGCUCUAGGCGCGACUACCCAAUCAACAGCUCUGGUAACUUGCCAAGCUCUCAACUCAGCAGCUGUGAUUUCAGGUUUCCAAAACCAGAAUGAGAUUACGACGAUGAUCGCUGCCGCGCAACAGCAAGGCGCAGUACCCGCGACUAAUUUGAUUGUUGGCGCAGAACGGAAAUCUGAAUGUGAUUCGGGGAUUACCGCAGAAUGCACUACGCUCACUUCAUUUUAUUGGACCGAUGGUUAUACAAGUGGAACUGAUGGUUUCCAAUGGCUUUCAGAGCAGCCGGAUGGUGGUCAAUUUGUGGUGAUUUUGGUGGGAUCGGGUUUGAUGGAUGAUGGAGAUGGAGUGAAGACGAGAGGUGGAGUUGUGUGUGGAAUGAAGGCACAGUAUUUGUGA